Budorcas taxicolor (takin) is the source of this 2010-nucleotide messenger RNA. It is a transcript of the gene SRRM5, whose product is annotated as serine/arginine repetitive matrix 5. Lineage: Eukaryota; Metazoa; Chordata; Mammalia; Artiodactyla; Bovidae. The transcript has a single exon. The record is from RefSeq and is a predicted model, not a curated record. The coding region runs from base 1 to 2010 and encodes 669 amino acids.
AUGCCUUCUCCACCUACGAGAGCCCCAAAGCCCAGCACGUCUCCGGCACCCACUGGACCCCCGAUGCCUGCAGCGUCUCCCAAGCCUCCCGCCUCCUUGAAGACCCCCAAAUCGGCAGCGCCCAACAACCCCUCGGCAUCCACCAAACCGUCCACAGCCCCCAACUCGGUCACAAGCCCAAGCAGUUCCAAAUCUCCCAAAUGGGCGAAGACCAAGACAGCCCCUUCUAACCAGCCCAGCCACAAGUCGCGAGUCCACAGCCAGGCACGCACGCCCAGCAAAGCCAGCACCGACACCCGGGCCAGCACUGACACCAGGGUCAGCAAGACCAGCAAGGCCAGCGGGGUAAGACGCCCCCAGCACCGAGGCACCCGCAGCCGGGGCAGAACUCCCGGCAGAAAGGGAAGCCGCAGCUCCAAGCGGUCAGCCAACAGGGCCAGCACGCCAAGCAGGAUAAGAACUCACGGUGCCAGACCAAGCAUGCCCAGCAAGGUGAGAACGCCUACUUCCCAGCAAAAACAGGGUAGGGGGAAGAGUUACAGCCGCCCUAGAACCAGCAACCAGGAAAGGAGUGAGAGCCACCCUGGAAGUGUGAGCCGAAAGAAGAGCUACAGCCCCCCAGGAGCCUCUGAUAUGGGUAAGAGUUCCAGCCCGGCUGCAACCUCCAGCAGGGCAAAGAGUUACAGCCCCACUCGAACUCCCUUAGAGGAGACAGGUUACAGCCAGUCUCCAUCAUCGUCGCGGAGGGUGAAGAGUUACAGUCAGAUGAUUACCCCCAGCAGGGAAUGGAGUUUCAGCCCGACUGAAGCGUUCAGCAGGGUCGAGAGUUACAACCAGGGUAGUAUGCCCAGCCGGCCCCAAAGUCACAGCGGGUCUAGCAGCCCCAGCCGACCCCAAAGUCACAGCCGGUCUAGAACGCCCAGAAGGGCAAGAAGUCACAGUCGGGAGAGGGCCCACAGCAGGGUGAGAAGUCACAGUUGGAAGAGAAAUCACAGCAGGGCAAGAAGUCGUACCCGGAAGGGAACUCCCAGUCAGAUGGGAAGACAAAGUCAGUCAAGAAUCCACAGCAAGGGGAAAAAUUAUAGCCAAUCUAGAACCCCCAGAAAGGAAAGAAGUCACAGCCAGUCUAGAAGUCACAGCAAGGAGAGCGGUUACAGGCGAGCUAGAACCCACAGCAAGGAGAGAGGUCGCAUAUGGUCUAGAACCCCCAGCAAAGAAAGAGACCACAGCCGAUCUAGGACCCCCAGUAAAGAGAGAGACCACAGUCGAUCCAGAACCCCCAGCAAGGAGAGAUAUUACAGCCGAUCUAGAACACCCAGAAGAGAGAGAGAUCACAGACGAUCUCGAACCUCCAGCAGGGGGAGAGAUCACAGCCAACCUAGACCCUCCAGCAAGGAGAGAGAUCACAGCCAAACUAGAACCUCCAAUAAAGAGCGAGAUCACAGACGAUCUCGAACCUCCAGCAAGGAGAGAGAUCACAGCCAAACUAGAACCUCCAGAAAAGAGAGAGAUCACAGACGAUCUCGAACCUCCAGCAAGGGGAGAGAUCACAGCCAACCUAGAACCUCCAAUAAAGAGAGAGAUCACAGCCAAACUAGAACCCCCAGCAAGGAGAGAGAUCACAGCCAAACUAGAACCUCCAGAAAAGAGAGAGAUCACAGACGAUCUCGAACCUCCAGCAAGGGGAGAGAUCAUGGCCGAUCUAGAACUCCCGGAAAGAAGAGAGACCACAGCCAAACCAGAACGUCCAACCAAGAAAGUGACCCCAACAAGGAGAGCAAUUCCAGCCAAUCUACAACCCCCACCAGUCUCAGCAGGAAGGGAUCCCCUAGCAGAGCACAGAGUCCUAAUGGGAAGAGAACACCUAGUGAGACAAGGAACCACUCACAGUCAAGAUUUCUUAGCAGAGCCCCAGUCCCAAACCAGGAUGAUACACAAGCCGACACUACCGCCUCUAAGGCCGUCUCACCUGGAGAAAGGUCCUCAUCAUCUUCUUCCAAGCUGGCGUAG